Molecule: messenger RNA, 552 nt
Organism: Mycena indigotica
Lineage: Eukaryota; Fungi; Basidiomycota; Agaricomycetes; Agaricales; Mycenaceae
Exons: 3
Coding region: 1-552 (183 amino acids)
Source: RefSeq, a predicted model, not a curated record
AUGGAAGCACCUCAGAACACCGCGGGCGCGGCUCAUGCAAUGGAACUCCCUUCAUUGUCUGUUUUUGUCUAUUUCCUCUCGGAACGCAAACUCAAACAAUGCCCAGCGUCGCAAGCAUUCCUAUUUGCUGGACUUGAGAAUCUCUUCCCAAACAUCGAGCAAGAGUGCGAACGGUCUAAAAUCAAAGUCUUGCCUGCGCGGCCCCGAUUCAGUAUCUCUGGCGCUAUUUGGAGACCCCCGCCUAAGAAUAGCUUGUAUAAGACAAUGUACACGGCCCGCCAUUCGCUCGAGACGUUUAUUCGGCGGCUCGUUCUUGAUCACGACGCGUACCCCGACAUCGAAUUUGCGGCCGGGACGGUCAUCGAUGUUCUUGCAGACGCGGCGGACCCGUCCCGGCUGGGGAAAGCCGUGAUUCGAUUAGACACGGGGAUGGUGCAAGAGGUGCCGGCAGUCUUGAUAGCAGACUGUACCGGCCCCCGCACGGGCCGGUGCCAAAUGGCUCGCUCGCCACGGUUACGGCGGGGCUUUGGACAGCCUGAAGCUCUGUUUUGA